Molecule: messenger RNA, 11926 nt
Organism: Paramuricea clavata
Lineage: Eukaryota; Metazoa; Cnidaria; Anthozoa; Malacalcyonacea; Plexauridae
Source: the annotation of a GenBank genome assembly
UCAACGAAUAUUGUAGUCUGAAUAACCUUGGUUGCUUGGACAAUUUAAGAAACGGAACAUUUUGUGAAGAUGAUAUUGAUGGUGAGGUGCUUUAAGUUACUUAGGUUUCUCUUAAACCUCAACAAUUUUGGAAAUAUGCUAAGCUUUUAGAACCUUUCUGAAAUAUAUAACCUUAAUUGAAAUAGCUGUAUAUCAUGCUAUUUGAAUUACGCCUUAUUUUACUAUAGUUUUGCACGGACACCGUUUCACUGGGCUACCUGGCGAUGUCUAGGUGAAUACCUAGCACACUCAUUUUUGCUCCAUUUUGCUUUGAUUUUAUGCUGCGUGAAAAUAAAACAAUAAAUAUACUAUUUACUUGGCAUUUUUGUUUUUGUUUAUGUGUUCAUUAGGUAAUUGUGACUUUGAAGAAAAUGGGUUUUGUGAAUGGCAUCAGGUUAUUGAGGGAUAUGAUGAUUUGGAUUGGAUACUUCAUAAAGGCGAUACUCCCUCCGAGGAUACUGGACCAAAAGUGGAUCAUACUCGCGGCAGUGCUGAAGGUAGUAUUACCAUAGAUAUAGGAGACAAGAUCGCCGACUCGGCUCGAGAGGCGCGACAAUUUCAAAAUCCAAGAUGGAUGCUCAGGGGGCCAAAAAAAGCGCAGGAAAAUGUUUUGCUAUAUAAACACAUUAGUUUUCGAGCGUUCUGCGAGACUCUCGGUUGUUUUAAAGCGUUCUGAUUUAAUUUUUUUUAUAAAAUAUUAAGCAAGUGCCACCUGGGUUUAUUUUUGUUAUUCAAAACUACAUGCGAUGCCACACUUGCGCGGCAUGCAACUGUUGGAAUAUAGGAGAAUACCAUCGAACGAUGAAAUUACUAUUUCAUUUCAUGCACAGGUAGGAUAUUAAUUUUAUAAAAGUUUUAAUGCCACUUUCUCCAACUUUAGUGGAAAAGUAAUAAAAUUUAUUUAAUCUUAUAUUACACAGUGGCUGUUAUCUUUAUAUAUUCCAUUAUUUUGCUAAAAAUGUGAGGUUUUAGUCCUUAUAUCAUACUUUAGCUCUCCUUUGUUAACAAGAGCGAAUAUUGUUCUCGACCAAUCAGAAGAUUUGUUUACCUUUUGGCGCUAAGCCAAUCAAAACGCAUACAUUUUUACUACUGCCGGUUUAGACGCGUAUUUCAACACGAAAAUUACGGUCAUAAAUAAAGCCUUGGGUGAGCCUGUUUUUUUAAUUUUUUGGACUUAUUUCAAUAAAUCCUAUAAAAUAUAAAAUUUUCGAAUAAUUUGCAGCUGGAAUUUGCGUUUUAUCGCUUAGCUUUGAAAUUAUCCGCAUUAAAAAACGGCGGAUACCAUACCAUAACAUACCACAACAUAUCGUACAGUACUGUAUAUUACCGUACCAUAUUGUACCGUCCGUAUAACGUACGUCCCGUUUAUAUUGUUAUCGUGGCAUCUGCUAUGCCUCAGUCAACAUUUUGCAAAUAUAAUUCUUAGGUUUCUACAUCUAUAUCGAAACCAGUUAUCCAGCAAAGGAAGGAGACAAAGCAAUCAUCGAAGCUGGACCAUUUAAAGCUGACCAAAAUUUGUGUUUCAUAUUCUAUUAUCAUAUGUUUGGCGAACACAUUGGUGGAUUGAGUGUGUAUCGAAUGUGGUGGAACAGAACGAAUAUAGAACUUCUUUGGACCAGAAAUACCUGGGGCAUUGAUCACUGGGAAAAAGCGUCGCUCGAUGUUGGAUCAGGGGAAAAUUUCUACGUAAGUACAAAAUUCAUUUGGGAAAAUUAUGUUUGUUUUUGGUCAUAUACAGGACACAAUCGGGGAAUAUUCUAGACGUUUCCGCAAACCCGCUUCGGAACUUUCCUUUAUACCUGAAGCAUAUUCUUCCUUUUCGUUUUUUGUGAAUGAAAAGUUCACACCUAUAUAUAGGGUAUUACAAAGACUAUUAUAUAAUACCUUAUUGAAUUCUGAUCGUUUAAUUGGCUGUUUAUGGUCACGUGAUAUUGAAUAGAAAAUUCCAUUUCCCAAGUGCAAGAAUAAGAUAUAUAAGAAACAACUUAAGGCGCACGUGGCCAGCACGCAAUCUAUUUGAACCCGUCCAGUUUUCUCAUUGGCUUUCUAAAUUUGGAAAUGAUUUCGAAUGUCUGUUGACAACAAUUUGUUGCAGGCUGUUUAUUUUUGUUUCAUAAAUUCAUUUCGAUUUUCGAAGGCGGUUAACGCGGUUUAUUUUGUUUCUAUUAAAUGUGCAAUGGAAAAUGGGUAGAAAAUUGAAUUAAAAGCAAAGAAAAAAGAUCUUGAUUAAAGCCACCAUUCAAGGAAUAAUUAAGGCAUUAAAAAUUAUCCACGCGAAAACAACAAAAUUUACUGUUGUGCCUUGUAAUAUAUAAAUACACCAAACGCCAUACAACUUCCUUAAAUAAUAUGUAAAUACACCAAAUACACCAAACGCCAAACAACUUCCUUAAAAGAAGCAUCAAUUUUAUAACGGAAAAGUAACGUUCAGACUCUCGACAAACAAUAGCAGUUUAUUAUUCUUCAAGAAUCGACCUCGAUGAAACAACCAGUCAGUAGAAAUUGUAAUAUUCUGUGCGAACUAUUGAACACCGAGGAAAUUUCGUGUAUUUGUAAUUUUCUAAUAAAAUUAUACAUUUUGUCCAAUAUAAAGAACAAUUUCCACCGUUACUGUAGCACAGUAUGCCAUGGAGCUAUUUCAUACAUUAUGCGAAUUAAAAUAAAUUAUCUUAAUUAUCAUUUGUCAUAUCAACUUUGCACUAUCCUUGGGAUCUCUGAGUUUAAGUUUGUAGCCAUUUAAUACCGGGUUCAGCCCUUUCAUAAUAGAGAAGUUAACAUUGACGUUUACAGCAAACCGUGGUAACUGCCAACCUCAUGUCCAAUUUUGAAAUCAACUGUAGCUGUUCGAAGUUAGGACAAUUUUUGCAUUAAAACUGAAGAUGGAAUUAACUUAAAACUUGUAGAAAACUUGUAGAAGUUACCUUCAAAUGCGAAUUGAAAUUUGCCGUUUGUGGUUACCGGUCUGCCGUAAAUGUCAAUCUUAACGCAUUUUGUAAUUACAGGUGAACACUCAAAUAGAGAAUUUAAUUCAAAAUUUUGAUAUGCAAUUUUUUGACAUUUAAAUUCGGAGUCAACCCUUACUGAAGGGCAUGUACUGUAGUUUUUCCUAUAAAUACCUUUGAGUCACAACGCUCUAUAUGAUUAUCCCAAUACAGUGUAUAUAUUUUGAAAUCUGCAAUAGAAGAAUUUCAGUCGUGCAUACGCUUACCGAUAUACAAGUGAACGUGCUAUAGCUAUAGACCGCAGUUCCAUGCUGAGCUGAAUUACGAAGUACACAGCUUAACGUGACUGAGAGUAGGAUUUCACUCUUGGCAGCCACGUUUUGUCACAUGUCUGAUUGUGGAACUUGUGCGCAUGUAUCGGAGUUCUGUAAGCGUCAUGCACCAAAUAGUAAAUAUCAAAACUCUGUUUCUGUAUUUGUAUAGUUAAUGAUUGAGGCUGUUGCAGGUGGAUGGAAGGGCGAUAUUGCGCUUGAUGAUUUUUCUUUGAUUGGCAAACAUUGUUCUGAAGUAGAAAAUGGUAAUUAUAUUGAAUUUUAAAGUUCGUUCGAUGUCUACCCUAAUUCGAUGAUUUGUCUGCAUGAAUUUAGAUGAGUGUUAACGCUGCUGACGAACAAACCAAGUGUUAAGUCGAACUAUCUGUUUAGUUUGUUCAUUCAUUCGGACACAAAUGUGAUGGACAUGUAAUUAAAAGCGCUAAGCAAAAUGCGACGUUAGCUAUCCAAAUAUAAAAUAUAUAGUAUGUUCAUUCUAUUUGCAUUGACGCUGGCUGUCCAGUACUAUCCAGUGAUAUCAUUCAGAUCGUCAUGAAGAUGGUAAAUACUGAGUACCAUUCGCGCGGUUUGUAGGCCAUGAAUUGUGAAUUAGCGGACGGAUGUGUUGACCGUACUCUUGAAGAGGUUUGCUCACUACACCAACCGCACAAAUGUUUAACAAUCCACCUGUAUAGUGCGCAUGUCGGUUUUGUUACGGUCCUUGUCUGCCGACAACAGGUUUUGGCUCAAAAUUCUAAAAAUGUUUAAAAAUAUAUUUGUAUAUAACGACAAGCAAAAUAAUUUGAGGUCUGACGAGCUGAUGCUUGCCUGUUGAGUUACAAAGUUUUGUUCACUAUUUGUGCGAAUCUCCUGAUGUACCGUGUGGAUGGGCGAUUCGUGUGAAUUGUUGGCAUAUAGUGCCAAGUAGCGUGCGCUUGAUGAGAUCCCCUGCGUUGCAUGGUGGUAAAACUGUUUUUCACGACCCGUGUUACACCGUACUCAUACCCAUAUUAUAUUUUGUGCCGGUAUAAAGGGUACUAUAUGUAUUUGUAAAAGAUUGAUCGUGCGGAAUAUGCAGAUUUUAGGCACGUCUAUUCAUAGCACAAUGGUACUGAGACGAGAAUUUAGAAGAAAUCAUAUUUGCAACAUCUGACCGAAAGCGGUUGCAAUAAUUCAAUUACAGGCUAACUUGUUGGAAUCGAUCCUCAUCUUCACAAGCAGUCUUUGUCUAAUAUGUCAUGUCUUCCAUUCGGUUUAAGAAACACUACACCGCACGUACACUUUUUAAAAUUUACAAUCUCUAUUUCAGAAUAUGCUCGCCAAUCGUACACAACUGCCAGGAGGAAGAAAACUGUCUAGUUCGUCUUUAAAUGUUUGAAACUUGGUGACACUGCUUCUAGAUUUCCUUCCAAAUAUUUCCUACUUUAUGUGCAUUCAUGUAAAGUCAGGAAGAAAUGACAUCUUUGUAUUUUGUUACAGAUAAUUCGCCAUUUUGUUCAUUUGAAAAGCCUUGUACUUGGAAAACAAUUCCCCCAUUGUGGAACAGAACGCUAGUGAACACCACAAACAAAUUCAUACUACAAGGUAUGGAAAUGAGUAAGCGAAAGUGCAUUCUUGUAUUCUAAUACGUUAUAUUUUCCCUACUUGUUAUAAAUUAGUCGUUUCAAACAUGCUUGUAUUGUAAUAACUUCUAUUAAUCAUAUUCACUGGAAUACAAGAAGACUUCUGCUGCCAAGGGAAACGAAGGCAGCGUCGAGUAGCGUCAUGUUAAGUAUGUGUGACCGGACCGAUAAAAUUCGUGUAUUUAUUCCUUCUUCCCGGACUUCUAUUCAUUCUAAUCUCCUUUAAGGACGUUGAUUCAAGAGGGGGCUAAAUUACGAAAAUGAGCAAAAAACUUUUUUUUGAAUGACGAAGAAUAGGGAAAAUAGACAAUUACAUAGAUAGGCGUUCCUAAACGUUCCUGGAUCCUAAAUUGAAGAACACACAGUUUAAUGUCACUAAAUUUACACAUAAAUGUUAUUACGAUCUGUUGCCAGGCUAUUUAGAGGUGUUGAGUGUGACCAUGUCGAGAAUUACAAUCAACUUUAUCAACAAGCACCAUCACUUGAAAUUCCUUUAGUUAAGAGAAACAGACAAAUUACUACAACGUGGCAUCUAGCAGCACACACGAGUCAUGUUUUAGGAAUAGUGGAUUUGCAUUGGAUUUUUGUUGGCCCAACAACACUAGUUCCAGCUAUUUGCCUAGCGCGCACAAAUCUGCAAAAUGUUAUUAAUUGUAUUAUUAUGUGUUUGUCUAAUAUUUUCAAAAGCAAAAAUACAUAGAAAAGAACUGUUGUUAAUGUGAAAAAUUCAAGAAAAGAAACUGUUCGAUAGUCUAGAAAAUAACCCACAAUUGAGAGUUACUGAGUACUGAGGUGAGUUGCGAUAUUAGAGGUGAAGAUAUUCGUUCUGCAUUCUGUCUCUGCGUGAAUAUUUAUAACUGUUAUCAAGCAGAGCACCUCUUUCCACGAUAUCGGAUAAUUUAAUGUCUUUAAUUCAUCAUUCAGACUUAAAACGUAACUGUAUAAGGCGUAACUUAAACCUAGAAAAUAUACAAUUUGUUAUACAAGUAUAAAAAUCCAGGGAUAUUUUCAGUACCACUAUUACUGCAUGUAUUACAUGUAAAUAAAGCUUGAAAAAUUACUUGAGUAGAUCGACCCAAAACAUACCAAACUGUUUCAAUUUUAAUUGAGAUUUGCUUAAGUCUGGUUUUAACCACCUGUAAUAUAAUUUUAAACUAAAGGUAUUGAACUGUGUUGUUAUUAGUUUUUCGAGCUUUUUGUCAUCAUAUAUGCUUAUAAGUAUGCAUGGCUAUAGUGUAAUAAUUAUAUAUACAGUAUUGUCAUUAUAUCUGCUUUUUGGGUGUUCGCCAUGCAUGUAGAAUAAGGCGUAGUUAACCAAUGAAAAUUGGUCAUUCAAAAUGCAAUCUAUCAAUCGAAACAAUCAAAGCCAAUUUGUCAAUUUAUUAUCAUUUGGAUAACUUCAAAGGAUGAUUAGUGCUGUAGUAAUUUACUCAAGAUGAAAACUCCAUUGUUUUGGUUUAUGUAUUUCUGUGUGGUUGUAAUAAACUUCUGUUGACCUACACAAGAUUUCUGAAAAACUACUUCCAAUUGUAUUACUAUUGGGAAGUUUUCCUUGAAUUUAAUUAAUGAGACAUAUACUGUAAUUGCAUUUACAUUUUCAAGUUUGACAAUCAACUAAACAUUAAAAUAUAUCAAGGAAUUUAAGAAUUACUGAAAUUGCAUGAGUGUUCUUUCUCAAUUGACUAAUCAAAAUCCAUACUUGAUAAUCAGUCAAUGAACCUGUAACGUCCAGUACAAGAUGAUCAGUUGAUUAAAUAGACAUAAAUAGUAUUGGUUUCAUCGAGACUGGAGGUUUGUAUGAAAUGGGCAUUACAAUUGGAUUGACUUUUAUCCAGCUAGCUCACACCUGCAAUCAAGUCAUAUGUUACUGGGUAAAAACUGCUCCUGCAAUAACUUACAUUGUUAUUAUCUAUUAUUAUAAGUCAGUAAACUAUUGCUCUCAGUCUCAAAAUCAUAAUGGUAUAAUCACGUUUAUUAUAAAAGCCUCGCCUAUAGGCGAUAUUAGUUCUGGUGGUAAAAAUCAAUAUGUUUGAGCUGAUCUGCUUCCAACACAAGCCCUAGCACUCAAACACUAAUGUUUGUUGCGGAUACCACUUAGGAUAAUGCAAUCCCAGCCAUACCGUUAAUCCAUUAAGCUCUCCUCCCCUUGAUAAGUAAAAUCGUCUGGCAUUAGACAGAGUAAAAAUAAUAAAGUAAGACGUGUCAUGGCAGAUAGGCUAGUUAACCCACUAAGUGUCAGCUGUGUAUUCCCUUGACGAGUAAAAUCAUCUGGCGUUGGACAGAGUAAAAUAAUAAAGUUGGGCACAAUGCGACUCAAUGAGUUUAAUAGCUAUAGGCUUUCAUUAAAAAACAUUAUUUAAUUAAAUUGUCAUAUGUUUUAAAGUUUAUUCAGCUCAAUCAUGGCUGUAGCCUAGAUGUGUAUCGAUUGCUGACCUAAAUUAAAAUGUACAUGCUAUUACAGCACGUACUGAACUAGUGAUAUUUUCAGCUUAUGUUGGAAUCUUUGUUGUGGUGAUGUUACAAGAUACUAACUCAUCUUUUGCACAUUCACAUGGCAUGUUCAAGAAGUUAUGCAUAAUUUAUAUUAAUUACAAAUGUUAUGGUACGGUUUGUAGUACCAACUGAGCAGACAAGAAGUUCAACCCAAAAGCCAAAUUUGAAAUUUUUUGGAGGUUACUCAUUGGAGAGUCGUGGAUUGCAAGUCUGGAUAACACAUAGUUCGAUUUCUACUGUUUGUAAAGAAUGAAGAAUAUCGUAACAUAGACACGGUUAAGGAUAAAGGAUAUUUUCGCUCACAAACGCAGAACCGAAAACCUCAUGAACCGCUUAUGCAUGAGGGGGGGGGUAGGCUUAUAUAUGGAUGAAAUUUGAUGUUUGUAAUAAUAUUUAUUGUACCUGUACCUAUAUACUGUACUGUUCACGAAACGUAAUAUUUUCAAAACUGUAAUUGAAGGAGGAAGAAUAAAUUGUGUUGACUGGAAACUUUCACUCUUAAAAUGAUAUACAGAAUAUAUGAAUUGUGAUAUGUUACAUGAAAACAAUAGUAAUUUUGUUACUUUAGCUGAGUUUUCUAGAUCAUGACUUGAUUAAUUAUUGUGCAGGUGACAAAUCAGCUUAAAUGCAUGCAUCUUGUUACCUGGAUAUAGCCUACGUGGUUCACAUGCUAUAAAGGUUAAUUUGACUUGUACAUUAAGAAUAAAAAUACUUGUAACUGCUGGACUGUUAGCCUGCGAACAGGCCCUUAUGCGUUACUGGCGGCGCGAAGAAAGGAGGUCCUGCACGGAGCUAUAUGUUUUUUGAUACUGGCGUUCGUAUAGAAACGUAGGCUUCUGAUUGGCUUACACUCGUUUGCAUAAUUGGAUACUUCUCAAUUUCAACAUUGUAUUCUCUCGCUAAAGUCCAGUCCUGACAGACAUUCAACCAAAAUUUGGUGCUUUUGUUUGGAUUUUCAUUUAGUUCUUUUGUUAAAGCAAAUUUUGGUGCUUUUAUUCGUAUUUUCAUCUGGUUCCUCUGGGGCAAUUUCAUUUCACAUCUGUGUUUAAAAUACCUUUCCGCCAUUUUGUUUGUUUUGGGAAAAUUAGUAAUUGUACUGCAGUCAAUAAAUGAAAUAAUUGUACUGCUCUCAACCAAUCAGCAUCCAGUAAGUUUGUCAUGCUAAUAAUAAUGAGCGUAAUAAACAACGGUAUUUAUUAUCGUUAUCGCCGCUGCUGCUACUGUUAUUAUUUAUUUUUUGUGUUUGUUAUUAUUUAUUAUUGUUGACAGACUACAUUGUCUCAGACGUCCUUAUGUAACUUUAUAGAUUACUUUCUAAGAAUGAACUCUCCAGGAAGACUUGAAAUAACUUUAAAUGAAGAAAUGACAGCACUAUAUCAGUGUAUAACCUUCUGGUACAAGUUUCAUAAUGUAACGGGCGGGUCAUUGAAAUCCAUUCAAAAGCUGUUCGAUGGAAAUGUAAUUGAAUUGUCGCACACUCUUGAAGCUACCACUGAACAAUGGGUGUUUAGUGAAAUGCCACUGCAGAGAAAAUACACGAAUUCAAAGGUAUUUAAGUGAUUUUAUUAGCUUCAUCAAACAUAACCCCCCAAUGCGUGUUCCCCCAAACUUAAUUGGGAGAACUAAACUGUGAACUAAACUCUUGCAGGGAAUGUUGAGACGAUAAGUUGGGAAGAGCUUCAAGACCCAAACCACUAUAGCUUAUAUAUAGUUUGCGUUCAGUUACUUUAUUUUUUAAAGUUUUGAGGCUUUUUCUGUCCUCGGUGACCAGAUAUUAGUAAUAAGCUGGUAUCCUUGGCGACUAGCUUGCAUGAUAUUCGAAAGUCUUCGAUUCGAUCAAGUUGAGAAGCGAACUUGGGAAUUCAGCUUAGUUCUCAAUUUCAAGCCAGUAAGAAUCACUGGUACACCAACCGCCGUUUAUUCGUUAAAUCGUGGUCCUUGCCACACAAGUAGAAUUUACCCAUAAAAUCAUACAAUUUUAACGAUUUAUGUUUGUAUUUCUUGUGAUCUUAUUAGCAUAAUUAAUCGCCAAAGGCUGUGUUAAAAGCGCGGUUACUUAUAUUUUCUUCUUUAUUAUUGUGUUUAAUUACAAAGUAUAUUUUUGAAAUUACCCAAUUUAUAACUGUGCAAAAUAAACAGUUAUGGCAAAGGCAGACUCGUCAAGAAAUAUUGCAAGGAAGGGUGGGCAAUAUUUAGGUUACUAAUGAUCGUUACUUCAUGUAAGUCAUGCCGGUUUGGACGUAAACCGAGAAAGGCGCGGUACGAGGACGAUUUUUCAGGUCUUCCCAUUUCAGUUCGUUCACCGUUUUCUCUAAAUUUCUGAAACAUUUACCAAACUUAUACGGCAAAUACAAAUGUUUUCUUGGUGAUAAAAGAGCUACAAGCACCUUUGUUAUACGUAGUUAUUCAGCUAGCAUUCGAAGGACUUCACAAUCUAAACUAUAUAUUUAUAGUUGCCCUCCCAACUCACUCGCUAUCAAUGUUUACUAUUACCGGUGGUAGUAUAACAAGAAGGCCAAAACUUGUGGUUUCUGGUAAUAUGUGCUGUAUGCAAUAGUGAACCGUAUUGAUAGUUUACAUUAGGUAUGCAUAUUUCUUUUAAUUUAGUUUUCCCUUGUCUAUUAGAUUUUCUUCGAUGUUUUAAUUCCUGAAUAUUUAGUUCAGCCUUAUCUUGAUAUUGACGAGAUUAAUUUAUCAUCCGAACCAUGUAUCGGUUUUCAACAAGGUGAGUGGAAUAUGCAUAUAGAUAUAGGAGACACAGAUCUCGAGUUGUUUCAACUAUAUGUGCUGGAAAGCAGUUGGACAAAAAAAUCUUUUUCAAUUUCAUAAAUUCUUUAGGGAAUGGUCGUGGCAACGAAACACAAACAGUGCUCAAUACCAUAUAGAUAGAGCGUAAUAUAGUUUUUCGUUUUACCUCAAAAAACCACAACAGUCUGUUUCAUGUUUCAAUAUAUUUUCAUAUAUACAUUAUGUUGUGUUAUUGUUCAUUCCGUAAGUUGAAAAUGUUCUCGAGUGUGUAUUUCAUAAUUUCCAUACCUAGCGCAAGCAGAAAGAUAUUGUCUGCCGCGGAUGGGUCUGGAUCGCGGGUUCAAGGCCCAGCCAAUCAAUUUAUUAUUAUUUUUUUAUAUUUCUGCUUGCGCUGGGUAUGGAAAUUAUGAAAUACAAACUCGAGAACAUUUUCAAACAAAAUCGGGAGACCAAAACAUGGAAAUUAAUUCAGAAAUUAUUCUAUUUGAACUACAUCCGGUGGGGAAAUUUGAAAAGCUUUCACGAAAGGAACGCGAUAAUGAAUUUUUAGUCAAUUUGUUUGGUGUAUCACGUUUCCUGCGACACCAUUCCCACGCGUGGGAUAAAUGUUUCGUGUAAUUUCAGGCUGUAUAUGUACAUGUACAUGCGUGUGGAUUGACAUAUUUUUUUAUUUUGACCUCCUUAAUAUUUGUGAUCGUUUUGAGAUUAUAUAUUGAAGACAGGAAAUACCGUAUAUUUGAGAUCGUAAGAAUGGCAAAAUUUUUUUGCCCUAACUUUUUUGAAAUUGCACUUAUUUUGAGCUGUUUUAAAAAUGAAAAUAAAUGCUGAUUACGGAAUCACUAUUCAGGACUGGUAAUUUUUUUUCGCCAAGAUCUUUUUCUUGAAGGAUCAACUUUUAUAUAAAAAAUGAAACGCUAGGCGAUUCAAUUUGAAUGCGCAGUGCAAGUAAUUAGUCUUGAUAUUAGGCAUUACACAAAUAAAUAUAAUAUUCAUAUUACACUGUAGUUUCGACUUCAGACAAGUUGAGGAUUUUAAACAUUUUGAAAAACAAUACUAUAAACGUUAAUUAAAAAUGUGAAAAACGUUCUAAACAAACGGUUAAAAUUGGUUAAUAGGAUAUACCUACUUUUAAUUUCACUAACAACGUACGAUCUAACAAAAAAUGCGACAACAACAACGAAUUUUCCACGCAGGGAGCCUUCCGAAAGCUUUGUAUAUCUGUUCAAUUUGGAAUGUUACGAAUUUCAGUUCCAACACAACUCACCAUCAAAACUUGAUUCCAAAUCGCUCCCCGACUUUGAAAAAAUACAAAUUGCUCCAAAUAAUUGCAAUUUUUUUCAUGUUUUAGGAAACCCUGCGUGGAUCCCAAAAUCUUCAAUGUUUUACAAAUCUUUAACGAAAUGUAACAGCGACGGCAGUAUUACGGCUUUUUAUACUCCUCCAUUUUCCUCGAGUGAUAGAGAAAUAUUGGACAAUUUUGAAUCGCAUCGAUAUUCACCCAGCUUUAUUGAAACUCUUAAUCUUGAGCAAGCGAAAGACAUUGUUCCGUACAUUUUGCCGUCUGUUUACUCGAAUUUUAGUGUAGGAAACAGAAUACUUGUAGAAGAAAGGGCGAAUACAGCAGCUCUUGGAACCGUAAUUGGCAAAGAAAAUGUUAGCACUUAUUCCGACCUUAACUACAAGUUGACUGUACGUCUUCAUAUCAGUAACACAGUUCUUCUCCUUGGGAAUCAAAGUGUUUGGAAACUUCCUCAUCAGUUAAAUCAAAAUG